AAAAGGAAUGAAAGCAUAGUUUUUUUUUCAUUCUGUUCCUGACACACGAUGGAUCUGCGCAUCUCUGUUGUUCUUCUUCUCAUUUUUCUCACUGGAGGACACUCUCUCAAGUGUUACACAUGCCUGCCUGAUCUGACGGGUUCCUGCGAUGCCAAAGUGGAGACGUGUAGAGAUGGAUUUUCCAAAUGUGGAAGCAUGAAGGGAGAACAAUCCAUUGGUCCCGCUAAGGUAACUGUCACAAUUAAACAGUGUGUAGAUACAUGUGAAUCUGCAACCAAACAGUCCUGGAUUGGGGGGACAGUAAAAGUCCACUGCUGUGACACUGAUCUCUGCAAUGCAGCAGAUGGUGUGUAUAAGGGAAGCUUCCUCCUGCUGUUGUCUUCUCUGCUCUUCUACUUCCUGUUUCAGUGAAUCAGAUUCAACAGCUGCAGCAGAAACUGCAUAUCACACAUUUAUAUUUUUCAGUAUAUAAAUAAAAGUAGUCAUGUCAAAGCAGUAACUAAAUCAGCGUACUAUCAUCUCAAAAACAAUGCAAGAAUUAGAUGUUUUGUUUCCAGUCAAGACUUAGAGAAACUUGUUCAUGCCUUUAUCAAAAGCAGGGUGGAUUAUUGUAAUGGUCUCCUCACUGACCUUCCCAAGAAAACCGUUAGACAGCUGCAGCUCAUCCAGAACCAGAAAAUCUGAGCAUAUCACACCAGUCCUCAGAUCCUUACACUGGCUUCCAGUUAUAUUUAGAAUUGAUUUUAAAGUACUUUUACUCAUUUAUAAAUCACUCAAUGGCCUAAGACCUAAAUACAUUGCAGAUAUGCUCACUGAAUAUAAACAGACCACUCAGAUCAUUAGGAUCGAGUCAGUUAGAAAUACCAAGGAUUCACACAAAACAAGGAGAAUCCGCUUUAUUACUAUUAUUGCUAUUAUACUGCCCACAGUUGGAAUCAGCUUCCAGAAGUGAUCAGACGUGCUAAAACAUUUAAAUCUAGACUCAAAACUCAUCUGUUUAGCUGUGCAUUUACUGAAUGAGCACUGUGUUUCGUCCAAACUGAUUGCAUUAUGUAUAAUCCUUUUCUAUUUUUAACUGUCAUAAAUUUAUUUUAUAUCAAUUUUUAAAUCAUUAAAUUAGUUUUUACUUUUUUGUUUUAUUGUUGUGAUCAUUGUUUUUAUGAUUAUUCUACUUCCUUUUUUGUGAUUAUUGUUUUUAUAACUAUUCUACUUCCUUUUAUGCAAAGCACCUUUGUGUAUGAAAUGUGCUAUAUAAAUAAACUUGCCUUGC
This is a messenger RNA of Labeo rohita (rohu), 1270 nucleotides long. RefSeq names its product lymphocyte antigen 6B. The transcript has 4 exons. The coding region runs from base 49 to 411 and encodes 120 amino acids. NCBI's taxonomy places the organism in Eukaryota, Metazoa, Chordata, Actinopteri, Cypriniformes, Cyprinidae. The record is from RefSeq and is a predicted model, not a curated record.